AUGGCGAAUUGGGCGCUCUCUGGUUGCUGUAACACUCAGCAGACCCUCUUCCUCUCCUGCUCCGGUGUCUACGCGCUCAUCAUCCUCGUUCUAUGGCGCACCAUCGUGCUCAUGCCCUUCAAGCUCAUCUCCGUGUACCUACACGAGAUAGGCCAUGCCUCGGCGUGCGUCAUGACGGGAGGCAAGGUGGAGGGCAUCGAGGUGCACAUGGACGAGGGGGGGGUCACUCGCACUCGGGGCGGAUGGCAGUGGUGCAUUCUGCCUGCGGGAUACCUAGGCUCAUCCUUCUGGGGCAUGGUGCUCGUGCUGUGCGCGACCAACAAGUGGACCACGCUCGUCAUCGCUGUCAUCCUCUGCAUCACUCUCUUCAUCACCCUCUUUCUCGCCAAGAAUAACACGCUACGCUUCCUGUGUGUGGGAUUCCUGCUCCUCUUUGGCCUCUUCUUCUUCCUCGAAUAUGGCAUUACCCAAUCGGUUCACCCCCUCAACCUCGCCAUCCUAUUUAUCGGCAUCAUGAACUGCCUCUUUUCUAUUUAUGACAUCUAUGAUGAUCUCAUCUCCCGGAGAGUCAACUCCAGCGAUGCCGAGGUCUUUGCCAAGACGUGCCCGUGCCCCUUUAACGGAGUGUGCUGGGGGGUCAUCUGGUGA
Molecule: messenger RNA, 648 nt
Organism: Closterium sp. Naga37s-1
Lineage: Eukaryota; Viridiplantae; Streptophyta; Zygnematophyceae; Desmidiales; Closteriaceae
Source: the annotation of a GenBank genome assembly